AUGGAUUGGAUGGAGGAGUUGGUGAUGGAACUGAAGCGGAUAAGGCAGGAGUUGACGCAGAUAAAAGAGAUAUUGACAGAUGAGAGGAGAAGGGAAGAAGAAGAUGAUGAGACGAAACACGAAGAGAGCGAAGAGGCGGAGACGGAAGAGGAGAGAGAGCUAUGGAGGAAGGUAAAAGGGAGAGCAGAGGAGAAAAGAAAAAAGAGACAGGAAGAAAGUGAGGAAAUGGAGAGGGAAAAGGAAGAGGAGCUGGGCAGGAGAGAGAAGCGAAAGAAGAAUAUAAUAUGGAGGGGGAUCGAAGGAGAGGAACCGGAGGAAAGGAGGAAGAUAAUGGAGAUGAUAAUGGAGAAGGAGCUGGGGAGAAAGGUAAUGGUGAGGGGGGUGGUGGAAAGGAUGGGAGAAGGAGGAAAGGAGGUGCUUUUGGUGGAGCUGGAGGAAGAGAAGGACAAGAGAGAUCUACUGGAAAGGGCAUGGAAGAUAAAGAAGAGAUGGGAAAUAGGUGUGGACGAGGGCUUGACAAUGGAGGAGAGGAGAACAAGAUGGAGGAUAGUGGAGAAAGCAAGAAUGGAAAGAAGAAAAGGGAGAAGGGUGAAGGUAGAGGACAAUAGAAGGCUAUGGAUAGAUGGAAUGGAGUGGUACUGGGAUGAAGAGGAGGAAAGAUGGAGGGAGGCGCAGAUAUAG
Molecule: messenger RNA, 681 nt
Organism: Temnothorax curvispinosus
Lineage: Eukaryota; Metazoa; Arthropoda; Insecta; Hymenoptera; Formicidae
Product: vicilin-like seed storage protein At2g18540
Exons: 1
Coding region: 1-681 (226 amino acids)
Source: RefSeq, a predicted model, not a curated record